AUGGACAAGCCCAAGAUCGAGUUACCCAAAGACAUAGGUGAAGACAGGGUCAAUGAGGCUGUGAGACUUGGCUCAAUGAUUUUGAGUUCUGCCAAGGCAAGUGGAGGCCGAAAGCAGAAUGGGUUGAUUAAGGGAGCAACUAAGACCGUGACUACCAUUCAGUUUGUUGAUUAUGUUUCAAGGGAGAGGAAUAUUGUUUUAGGGACUACCAUCGAAGAGUCAACCGAGAAGUGGUUGAUGGAGUCCAAGCCUUCUAGAGAUAUGAUGGGUCGAGGACCUAACCAUCUUGUUGCGGUGCUGUCAAAGGGCUUCGGACUUGGAGCUAACCACUCAGCAAAGCUGGAUAGGCACAGAGGCUACCGCUAUGGAGAUAGCAACAACCAUGACUCUUACUUCAAUAACAGCAACCCCUAUCGAGCGCCCUCGCGUUUCUCCGACGCCUCUCCUAUGAGCCGCUACAAAACCAAUAAUGAUGCCAACAGUGAUUCCAACGACAAGUUUGAUGCCCAAGAUCCCUACCUCCACCAUCGAAGUAGCCCUAGCAACUUCCGAGGAGGGCAUCAUCCUUUCGAUAGUCCUCCUCUUCAGACUCACAACAGCGGUGGUGUCGGGGGAGGAGGAGGUUUUCGCCCAAUUGGUGGUGGCUCAGGUGGCGGAGAAGGGGGAGGGUUUCGGCCUAUGGCUGGUGGUUUCGAGGGUAAUUAUCAACAACCUCCACCACAUCCUGUGCAGCAAACUUACACGGGACAGAAACGCCCUUUUCCCUUCCCUGGCCGUGGAGGUGAACCUCCCAACAAAGAUCGAUUUGGUAGUGCUGGCAGUGGGGGAAACUUUGCCAAACUUUUUGUGGGAUCUGUACCAAAGACAGCCAGAGAAGAGGAUAUUCAACAUGUAUUUCAACUGCAUGGAGAUGUGAUAGAGGUUGCUUUAAUAAAAGAUAAGAAAACAGGCCAACCUCAAGGAUGUUGUUUUAUAAAAUAUGCAACCUUAGAAGAAGCUGAUAGGGCUAUUAGAGCCUUACACAAUCAACAUGCUCUGCCUGGGGGAGUGGGUCCUAUCCAAGUCAGAUAUGCUGAUGGGGAGCGAGAGCGCCUUGGUGCUGUUGAGUACAAAUUGUUUGUUGGAUCGCUGAACAAACAAGCUACUGAAAUGGAUGUGCAGGAAAUUUUUUCUCAGUUUGGUCGAGUUGAAGAUGUUUACCUCAUGCGUGAUGAAUUAAAGCAGAGUCGUGGCUGUGGGUUUGUUAAAUACACCGACAGAGAAACGGCUUUAGCAGCUAUAGAUGCUCUCAAUGGAAUUUAUACAAUGAGAGGUUGUGAUCAACCAUUAACUGUCCGUUUUGCGGAUCCUAAGAGGCCUCGGCAAGGAUCUGGAGACCCAAGGGGUGGUGCUGCUGCAUUUGGAGGUCCAGGUUUGGGUCCUCGUUUCCAAGCACCAAGGCCUAGACCAGCAACCAACAUUGGUGACACCACGGGGGAUCGUGUUCCACCUAUUGCUUGGCACCCUAUGAGUCCACAGAAUAUGGGACAAACUCCUAAUCCUGGCGUUCGGAGCGGGGGGAACCAGAUGUUACCUAGGUCUGCUGACAUAGCAAUACCUUUAAAUCCAGUAAGAACAGUACUUGGAUAUAAUCAACCUUCAUCAGAAGUUCCAACCAUUGGUAAUCAGAUUUCACCUUCACAGAAGACCCUUGCAUCACCUCAGAACCUACCUCCUUCCUUUCAUCUGCACCCCUCAGCACCUGUAUCAUACUCACAGACACAAACUGCGAAUGUUGGUCAACUUCAAGUUUCCCAUACUGCUAGUCAUACUUCAUUCGGUCCGGCACAUCCCUCACAAAAUUUAGCUGGUUUGAGCAGCCAGUUGCCUGCGUCUCGGCCACAAGUUCAGCAGAAUGCUUCGUCUGCUGAAGCCCUACCACCCAGUUCUGUGGCCAUUGCUGCAAAUCAACAACAGAUACCUGUUCCUACCCAGCAGCAACUGCUUCAACCACUUCAGCAGUCCCCUUCUCAGCUAGCGCAGAUGCUGUCUCAGCAAACACAAACUCUGCAAGCAAGUUUUCAAUCAUCUCAGCAGGCAUUUUCUCAGCUGCAACAACAAUUGCAGCUGAUGCAGCCUUCAAAUCAAAAUAUGACAAUGCAGCAGAAUUCACAGGCUCCUAAACAGCAGUGGGCUGGGAUGACACCACAGACUGUCAGCAGCAGUCCUGCUAGUACUCUCAGUAAAGAUGUUUCUUCAUCUGCAUCUGCUGCUGUUGCACCUGUUAGGGCGCCAGCAGUAGCUUCUGUAGAAUGUCAUUGGACAGAGCAUACUUCACCUGAUGGAUUCAAAUACUAUCAUAACAGUCUAACACGUGAAAGCAAGUGGGAGAAGCCUGAAGAAUUAACUUUGUUUGAACAACAGCAGCAACAACAGAAGUAUCUGGGUCAACAAACUCAGUUACACCCUUCACAACAGGCCCAGCUUCAAACACAGAUUCGCCAUCAUCCACAGUUACAGCAGCAUAUGUAUCCUGCAUUGUAUUCACUUUCUGGAGUUAGAAAUCAACAAAAUACACAGGAACUUGGUUAUGGACAAUUACCGGUGGCACCAUCACCCAAUGAUACAUCACACUUCCAACAGGGACUUCAGAUGGUGCAGGAUUUAACAUGGAAGAAUAAACCAUAAGGGACUUGGAAGCUGAAGAGAAUCUGCUCAUGGGAACAAAAUUUUGUUGUUGAUGAAUGCUAGCCAAUCGAUAAUAACAAAUAUAGUGAUGGCGAUGGCACGCAUGUAACCAGAUCAGAUGUGUCAUAGUAGCUAAAAUAUUAUGUAAUAGUAACCUUGUCAGAGUUUAGUGUGGCAGACAUUGCCUGCUUCCUGCAGUUACUGGCAUUUCGAGCCUGUGCCAUUGAGAAGUUAGUGAGGGCAAUGGAAUCCGUCUGUAUGUAACAUAGUGAUGUUAUUUGCUAUAGUAACCAGGUACACAUA
Hibiscus syriacus is the source of this 2970-nucleotide messenger RNA. RefSeq names its product flowering time control protein FCA-like. The coding region runs from base 1 to 2667 and encodes 888 amino acids. Gene Ontology annotation, cellular component: cytoplasm; ribonucleoprotein complex; nucleus. Gene Ontology annotation, molecular function: mRNA binding; protein binding. The record is from RefSeq and is a predicted model, not a curated record. The transcript is spliced from 22 exons. NCBI's taxonomy places the organism in Eukaryota, Viridiplantae, Streptophyta, Magnoliopsida, Malvales, Malvaceae.